ACUAACCCGGAAGCAGUUUUUAGUUUUACUGCAUUUGCAAAAAGUUGUGUUAUUUUAGUUAUCAAAAUAAUCUCAAACAUCGGGGUGUCCUGUUUUUCCUUUCAUUUCUUAGUAUUUUUCUGGUUAAAAUGACUUUUUUAAAAUUGACUUUUCUAAAAUGCUAUAUUUUGUCACUUCAAGAUUCGUGUGUUUCGUACCCAUGUUGUCAAAACUGUGCAUCCAAAUUACACAGAAACCAGACGGAGCAAAGAUACAGAUGCCCAAAAUGUGGAUUUGCAUGUGAGAUCAAAAAUGUCAGUCACAGAUAUAAGUUAUCACUUAAAGUUGCAAGAGACUGUGACAUAUUUGGAUUGACUCUUUUUGGUAGCUGUUUAAAUCCUCACUUUGGUGCUUCUGCAGUUUGUCUGCAAAGACUCGUGGAGGAAUCAAAGGCAGAAUGUUCACAAACUGAUGUGCAACAAUUACUUACCAAGGCAGUGGAUGACUGCUUUGUGGGAAGGUGCUUUUUAUUUGGCAUAAAGAUGCCUGACUUUGACGUAGAUGGAUCCACUUCUACUAGUAAUAGCUUUUCUUCCUCAUUGAAAAGAAUAAAGAUCUCUGGAAGCUUCAUUGCCAGCCGAAUGAUUUUGCCAAAUUCAGCUGUUAUCAGUUGCCCUGUUGUAACCUAUUUUAAGAAGCUUCUUCAGGCAGCUCACCUUUCAGAAUUCAGUGUCUCACAGCAACCUAGGAAAUUAUUAGAUACCCAACAACAUGAUAAUAGUACAAUCCUUAAUAGCUGUGAAUGUACUUUGGCCUCACAUGGAGGAUCACACUCACAGCGCACCAGUGGAACCCACGAUGACCCAGGAUAUUUCCAGCAGUCACUUGGAAUAAUAACAUUUUUUACAGAACGUUCUUACUCUGAGCCAAAUGGAAGUGCUGUGGUUGAUUCACCUAAACAAAGAACAGAAGAGCAAUCCAGCACUGAAAUGCCUAAUCCAUUUUGUUCUUGCUUCUGUUCCUCAGACACGCAGGGGAAAUGUACACGUAAAGAGACAUUAUGCAACUGUAACUUUGCAGUUUUGAAAGAGGAUGGUAAUGUAUCAGUUUUUUUAUGGGAGGAUAAAUCUUUCUCAGAUGUCUCGGGUGAAUUUAUUUCUAAAGCAGGCAGGAGUUCAGAAGCAUUGACUGAAAACAAUGUCUGUGCUUUAGACAAAGAAGAUGCUAAGCUAACGAGUACAAUUCAUGUUUGUGAAUUGCAUGUGCCAGCAGUGUCUCACAAUGAAAAUCCUUCAGAUUACUCAUGUAAUUCGAAAUGUGAUGUUUUGUCCAACAGUAAAGAGAAUAUAAGUAAAGAGUCUAUUGAUAAAGUGAAGUCACUAAUUCAGCAUUCAUCACUAACCCAAGAGAGGAACAAAAAUGAGUUGACAAGCAUGCCAAAUGCUCAGGCAGAGAAGAGUGUUGCACAUCUUAGUUACUGGGAUACAUUUGAGAGUGAAUAUAUAAGUAAUGUUAAAGAUUACACUGACAAGUCCACUAAUAUGGAUGACAGAGCAAAAAGACAGACCAAUUAUUUUACUAGUAAUUGCUCAAUUCAAAAAGAACCAGACUGUAACAAUUUCACUAUCUGUGACUGGAAAUGCAAAACAGAAGUGAGUCAACAAAGAAGCAUCUCUUGGCUUGAAGACGUUCCUAAUUUCUCACUUGACCUGUUUACUGGCUAUGAAGAGAGCCACGUUCAUGGAGGGGAACAAAGCAAAGGGGAAAGCUGCAGGAAUUGCCUAUUUGUGAAACACAGCUGUAAUGGAACUUUAAGGGAAAAUCCAAUGAAAAUGAAACACAACUGCAAUUCGAGUGUAUCUGAGCCAGACUUAUCAAACUCACUCGAGUUUGUUCCUUUUUAUCAAUCAACCCCUAUUUCAAAGAAUCCUCAAUUUCCAAAGACUAUUCAGUAUAAGAACAAAAACCAGGUGCAAAGAGACCAUCUAUUGACCAAAUUCCACCUGAAGAGGCAUUAUGAUGAUUGUAAAACACAGGACACAGAUAAACUUCUAAGUACACCGACAAGUGACUCUCAGAAUCUCCUUCCCCCCUCCAUGCACAAGAUUCCACAUUUGUCUGUACAUGAGAGGUUAAUGGGAGGCAUAAAAUGUGCAUGUAGCCAUGAGAAUGGCUACACAAGAGUGCAUCUGAGAAAUCUGGAUGGGAAUUAUCAAGGAAAAUCCGACCCUGCUCACAAAAAGAUGAAUAAGACUGAAGCAAAAUCAAACCAUUCACAUUCUCUCUCAAGGUCAGAGAAGUGGGAUUGUUCAGAGACUGUAAAUGUGAAAAGAUCCCAUGAAUGCACCAAUCUUAAGCAUACUCCAUAUACUGCUGAUAUUUCCAGCUUCACUGCUGAGAAUAGCAGUAUGUUAUGUAACUGGUCUGCAGACCUUUUUGCUGACUGAUGUAAAAUUUGCUUACCCUGUGAAACAAUACAUUAGGCCAUAAUGGUAUGCUUGUAAGCUAUCAUGUAAAGUACAUCAUAAUGUGCCUCUUUUGCCAGUAAUAUGCUGCGUGAUGUUUGUAAGAACUCAUUUUUACAUAGUGAUCAUAUUAUUUAAAAUGGUUCCAAUUCCCUACUAAUUUAUAAUUUUACUAGGUAAUGCACAAGGAUUUUUUAAAAACUUACAUUUUCUUACUUAUAAAGAAAAAGAUUAUAGAUUAUUUGAAUGUUGAUUGGCUAAAUAUGUAAAUUAAGUGUUUGAGUUAAUACAUUUUCAGCUGACCUGAGAACAUUUACAUAUUAUUACUCGUAUCAGUUAAUACACACUUGACCCAUAGAUUUGUUCUCAAUUUCUAAGCAAUUAGACUAUCUGCUGCACUUGGUGAACUGACAGCAAAAUUGGAGCUUCUUCGGUCCUGCUAGUGUGAGUACUGUCAUUCUUUGUGGAUGUUAUUUUUGCUCUACAUGUAGAGAAAUCUCUUGUGUACGUACUUAUGUUUUAUAUUGAAAGAUGAUAAAAUCUACCUUCUUCGAUUUAA
Molecule: messenger RNA, 3003 nt
Organism: Paramormyrops kingsleyae
Lineage: Eukaryota; Metazoa; Chordata; Actinopteri; Osteoglossiformes; Mormyridae
Gene: ddias
Product: DNA damage-induced apoptosis suppressor
Biological process (GO): negative regulation of intrinsic apoptotic signaling pathway in response to DNA damage
Cellular component (GO): cytoplasm; nucleus
Source: RefSeq, a predicted model, not a curated record